Ogataea philodendri is the source of this 2400-nucleotide messenger RNA. RefSeq lists its product as uncharacterized. The transcript has 5 exons. The coding region runs from base 1 to 2400 and encodes 799 amino acids. The record is from RefSeq and is a predicted model, not a curated record. NCBI's taxonomy places the organism in Eukaryota, Fungi, Ascomycota, Pichiomycetes, Pichiales, Pichiaceae.
AUGAACAAUCAGGUUCAGACCACACAUCUGUGCAAGCUUGAACUCCUUGUUUUCAAUACAAGCUUGGUUGACCUGUUUCCAAACGGCAACAUUGGAAGCCUUUCUAGCACAGUCAACAGCAGAUUGGUAGUCCUUCAAGUAAACCAAGGUGGAAGCAAGCUUGGAGUAGUUGGAUAUAUUGGAGUAGAUCAACUUGGCAGCAUCGUAGUUCUUGUUGGAGUACAACUUGUCACCAAUAGAUUCCAAGUCAGCAACGUUGGUCAAUUGCAAGAACUUCUCGAUCUCGCUCAGCUUGCCAAGCGUAGCGUAAGCGUUGAUGAUGGCCUCGUCAACCUUUGGCUCUCUGAGAGUUUGUCUAGCCAUCAACAAGUAUGGAACAAGCUCUUCCUCCUUACCAGCAUGCUCAGCGAUAUCAAUGACUUGCUCAAAGUUGGAAGAGUCACCAGCCUUCAGAUAAGAGUUGAUAGCCUCUGGAAUUCUCAAACCGUUCAAUUGAGCGGCACCAAGCUGAGACCACAGUUCAGGCUUCUCAAGCUUCUCGGCGUAGUUCUCACCUCUGUCAAGAGACAUGAUAUCUUCAACCAAAACCUUCAUGGCGUCGGUGUAUCUCUCAAACUUGUCAUCAACAACGCCUGCAAUGAUGGGUUAUCAUUAAAUGGAGAUGGCUCCAAGAUGAUCUUCUCCAACAGCUCAGUCAACUCGCCUGGAAGAUCGUUCUCCAUGAACGCCUUCACUGCAAUGGAAACAGGUUGUGGAUCUUCCAGUUCAGGAACAGCAGUUCCCACAACUUGGUCCACCAAUUGUCUGCGGUGGAUGUUGUCCUCAGACAACACCUUGCCCCAAAGAGCAAGAUCAGAUCUCUUGAGCAGGUAUCUGGCUUGGUAUUUGUACAUGGCAUUUUCGUUUGUGAUGUUGAUCAACUCAUCGUCAUUGAAACCCUUGUCUGUCGUAUUGGUCGUUCUCAAGCAGGAAUUUCUCUGGGUUGUUGUUGGAGUCAAUGUAGAUCUUGGCAAGAGUGUCGUAGACGGCCUUGUCUGCGGCACCAGAUUGCAAAGUAGCCUCCAAGAAAGGCAGCAGGAUCUUGAGUCUGUUUCUCUUUUCCACCUCCUCACAAAGCUCGGCAAUUGGAACUUGUCCAAGAACGGAUUGCAAGAGAGACUUGAUCACACUCUCGUCACAGUCAACAUCAAGCAAAGCUGCAACAACUUGUGCGGUCUUGGAUGGGUUGACUUGUUGAACAUAAACCUCAAUGAACUUGAAGAAUUGGUUCUUGUAAAGGUACAGAAUCAAGUCAUGAACAAAGUUGAAUCUAUCGCAAACAACGAUCAAUGCAACUUGGAUGACAACUUGCAAGUUUUGGGCCAAGUUCUUGGACAGCAUUUCUCUCAGACAUGCAACAGAUUGUUCAACAUUCAACUUUCCAAAGUAUGCCACAAGCCAGUCAACAGGCAAUGCAUUGGAGUGAACAAUGACUCUCUUGAUGUCCUUGAUGUUUUCGUAGUGCUCCAAAGCUCUCUGGUAGAGACCAGCUUUCUCACAAAGAGCAGCAAUGGUUGGUCUAUCAUAGUGAGAGAACAUGGCGUUUCCAAGAAUGGCAUCGGCAACCUGUGGGGCAUGCAGCAAGUUAACUUCAACAAACUCGGCGGCCUUAUCUGGGUUGACUCUCAGGAUGUUCUGAAUCAAAACAGUGAAGUUUGGAUGGUAGUUGGACUUUUCACAGUAUGGCAGGAUCUUGUCGAAUUGUCCCAACUCUCCGAGACAGGUGACCACCUUGGAAGGCACUUCCGACUUGUAGUAGAUAGCCAAGGCCAAGGUUGUGUUGAAGGGUUUCACAAGGUCACCGAGUUCUUCAGAGUAAUCCAAUUUAUCUUCCUUGAGGUACUUUUCAAGGGUCUCGACUCUGUUUUGUUGCAAAAGAGGUCUCACCAACUCCAAAGUUUCGUAUUUGUUAAGAGCACCUCUAUCCAGCAGGUAAACCAAGUAUUGCAAGAUUGGGGCCGGCUGGCCAGGAGGUGUUGGCAACGACUUGAGUCUGGAGAUUGUGUCUGGGACUCUCAAUUGAACAGAGGAAGCUGCAAUCUUAACGGCUGCUCCGUAGUCACCCUGGGCAAGAGACUGGUUGAAUUGUUGCGUGAAGAGAGACUCGGCACCAGGAAGACCUGCUCUGGAAGCCAGGUUCAGAGCAAGCUCGACGUCACCGAGGUUCUUCAAGAUGUAGGAAACAAUUCGAUCGUUGGCCACCUCGACAGCAAGCACAGAACCGCUUCUGUUAACAGCAAUCAUUCCGGCACUCUCGUUGAAACUGGAGGCAGUGAAAACAGGGUCGGAGGAGAUUCUGUUGAGGAAGAUCUUUUUUCCGGAUUCGAGGUCGUACAGGUGGAUGAAGCCGAACUUGGUUAG